Scleropages formosus (Asian bonytongue) is the source of this 1772-nucleotide messenger RNA. RefSeq names its product centrin 3 (gene cetn3). Bases 113 to 616 code for a protein of 167 amino acids. The transcript is spliced from 5 exons. The record is from RefSeq and is a predicted model, not a curated record. Gene Ontology annotation, molecular function: calcium ion binding. Gene Ontology annotation, cellular component: myosin II complex. Lineage: Eukaryota; Metazoa; Chordata; Actinopteri; Osteoglossiformes; Osteoglossidae.
GAACACCAGCCAAUCAGAAACACAGCAAUGACCGGUUCCGGAAACGGGUUUGUUUUUAACUCGUGUUGUUUGUAGAGGCGUUAAAAAUUUUCUUCCCUGGGAAAAUAUAACAAUGAGUUUGUCGAUGCGGAGCGAAAUUGCAGCGGACAGAAGUAAAAGAAAGAAGAAGAGGGAACUGAGCGAGGAACAAAAGCAAGAAGUCAGAGAGGCAUUUGACCUCUUCGAUACUGAUAAAGACAGAGAAAUAGACUAUCACGAGUUAAAGGUUGCCAUGAGGGCUUUGGGGUUUGACGUGAAGAAAGCGGAUGUGCUUAAGAUAUUAAAAGAUUACGACCGGGAAGGAAGUGGGAAAAUUACAUUUGAAGAUUUUAAGGAAGUGGUGACAGACAAGAUUUUGGAUCGAGAUCCUCAGGAGGAGAUUCUGAAGGCUUUCAAGUUGUUUGAUGAUGACGACUCUGGGAAGAUCAGUCUGAGGAACCUGCGGCGGGUGGCAAGAGAGCUCGGCGAGAACAUCACAGACGAGGAGCUGCGAGCCAUGAUAGAUGAGUUUGAUGCAGAUGGAGAUGGAGAAAUAAACCAAGAAGAGUUCAUUUCCAUCAUGAUGGGACACUCCUGAAGUAGAUGGAUAACAGCGUGGAUGUGAAGCUCCAUCUGCAUUUUGCUCUUUUUGCAACAGAUACAGAUGGUCAGAAUGAACCAGUUGUCAGGACUGUUUGAGCUGGUUACCUAAAGAUUUGGAUGUCCUCAUGUUUUGGACUAAUUUCACCUUUAAUUGGUUUAAAAUACAGUGUUUUGUACGUUUGCAUAGUCAGAUGAUUUAAAUUAGUGUGAUAGUCAAACCUUAUUUUUCAUAUUUCACUGUGCAUUUUGCACAUUACAUGGGUUUUGCAGUAGUAAAUGUAAGUUUUGCCAUCUCCAAAGCUUGCGAUUACAUAACCUUACAGAUUUCACUGGAGAGGAAAAUUGAUCUCUGUGAAACUUCUGUCGUAUCAAACAUGGGCCUUAAUUACCAUCCUGGCUUUAACGGUACUGAAGUUAAACAUUGUGAAACACUGUGUAAUGUAUCACUUGAAGGUUUUUCUAAGUGAAUAUACUAUAGUUUUGUAUCAUAUCUAGUUUUGGAGGAUUAUAAUAAAACAUGAAGAUUCAUUAGCUCUGGACCAAUUAAAAAACAACAAAAAAAAAAAAACAGGUUGCUUUAGCAGGACUUCAUAGGACAAAUAAUGUUUUGUGGUUCUUAAAGGGCAAAUCCUCGCACAGGUUACAGUGACUCAAAUAAUAAAUGGGCAAAUAUUUGAGAAAUACUGCAAUUGCCCACUAAGGAGUUGUGCCCAGCAAAUGUACAGAAGAGUGAGAAAAUGAACCACUAGAUGGAGAUAUUUUCCAAAUUUUUGCAGCAGAUUUUCAUUGAAGCUUCAUUUUGGGGGUAACAGUUUUUAAAGAGAACCGUGAGACUGUGGCUGUGUGUCUUGGCAGUCAAAUAGAUGGUUUACUGUUACAGGCUUUUUUUUUUUUUUUUUUAAAAACUUCUGUUAAAAGCUGUAACUAUAUUAUUUUAAUACCUAAAAUUCCUUUUGGCUUCCAAUAACACACUGGUCUUGACAUUUACUUCUUAAUCCAAACCUUUCAAAUCAUUUGGUGGCAAGUUAAAUCUUUGCAUUGAGAGUCAUAUAUCUGGGUUUGGCAUGCAGGAAAUUUUAAACCACAGCGGGCCUAAGGUUGCUGUUUUUUUAAAUGAAUUUUGCAUUGAAAUAUAAAUAUGUAGUUAUGUG